AGCAGGGUUUUGGUGUGCCCUCGGAUCAACAGUGAAUGUACUACGUGUCACGGCUCUUCUCCUAACUUUUCUGUGAACAAUUGCAAAGGGAACAACAAUUGUAAGAAGCAGGUGCCAGUAUGAGAAGACAAGGAACUGCCUGUGUGGAAAGCAACAAAGCUGAGACACAGCAGGUGGAAAAGCCGUGUACAGAGGAAACAUGUGAAGCUGCAGAUGAGGAAGAUGAAUUCCCACAUCCCAUCCCAUGGCAAAAGAUUGAGGCGCAGGAGCUCGACUGUGACUACGGCUUACUUUUCUCCAAAGAAGAAGCCAGCAGGCUUUUCAUGCAGCUAGAGGAAGAGGUGGAGUACUUUACAGGUGAAGAAGCAAAGCUGCAGGUGUAUGGGAAGACGUACAGCGUUCCCCGGAAGCAGGCGACUUAUGGAGAUGAAGGACUGGUGUAUUCUUUUUCUGGAGUUCAUCUUGCAGCCAGAGUCUGGACGCCAACCCUAGAAUAUAUCCGUGACGCCACCACCAACGCCACGGGGCACACCUUCAACUUUGUCCUGAUAAACAGGUAUAAAGACGGCGAGGAUCACAUCGGGGAACACAGGGACGAUGAGCGGGAGUUGGACCCUUCGUGUCCCAUUGCCUUGGUGUCUCUUGGAGCUGUGCGUGACUUCGUGUUCAGGCAUAAAGAUGCUCGUAAAGAGCCAAAAAAAUGUCACAUAGAGCCUGUGAAACUGGAACUGGCCCAUGGGAGCCUUCUUCUCAUGAACUCUCCUACUAACACGUAUUGGUAUCACAGCCUCCCAGUGCGGAAAAAGGUGAAGACGCCGCGCAUCAGUCUUACCUUCAGACGCAUUAUUAAGGGUCGCCAGAAAAGGAAAAAGGAGUGACCUUUCUGUAAAUCUGAGUGAUUUUCUGUAAAUAUGUUAGUGUGUGAUUGAAGAGGUUGUCUUGUAUCUUACAGAUAACGCACCACAAAAUUCUGUAGCUAAUAUUCAGCUAGCUUAAUGGCUAAUUUGCUGUUAGCAAGAUAGCUCUGUUUGUAAAUUAACGCACCUUACAGGGACAUUCUGCUAGAUGUUACAACUUAUGAAAUUAUGGAUUAUUUCAUUACACGACCAUUUGAAUCCAAUUUGCUCCAAAUUUCCAGUGUUAAAACUGAUAUGUUUGUACUGUAAUUUGUGGGAUUCCACAAGACCCAGGAAAAAUGUCAGGAGAACGUGUGGUUUUAACUUUCAUGUAAGUGGAAAAGGCCACAUUCACUAACAUGGGCGCGUGAUGGACACGGCAGGUUGCUCAUGCAGCCCUGCUCAGUGCGUCUACUCAUCUUCAGUCAGAUUUUUCUUUAUUCUAGUCAGGGUCACUGUGGUUUAAAUGAUUAAUUAGUUUAGAUUUUGGGAAAUGGAACUAACUAAGCUCGUUAAAAAAUAGCACAGGUGAGUACAAAAAAAAAAUAGCUACAGGAGUGAGCAGAAUUUUAAAAAUGGUCCCAUGUGAGCUCUGGCUCGUAGUGCAUUAUGGCUAAAACACACCAACGAAAGCACUGUAUAAACAAACAUUCUGAUCAGGAAGAAAUAACACAACACAUUGUCUUUUGAGAUGUAGUAAGAACACUAAGCAGAUUCUGAUAUUUCUAUCAAAAAACAUUUAAUGGAAAUUUAUCCCACAUGGUGCGUAAUGUUUCUUCUUUUUUUUUUUAAUUCAGUGCACUGCUGGGUAUUAAUGUGGUCUGUUAGACCCCCAUGUUUAAAUGCUGUGUUAGAUUAGACCCCAUGUUUAAAUGCUGUGUUAGAUUAGACCCCAUGUUUAAAUGCUGUGUUAGAUUAGACCCCAUGUUUAAAUGCUGUGUUAGAUUAGACCCCAUGUUUAAAUGCUGUUUGCCUAAAAGGCAGUUUGAUGGUCUAGUGAACAAAGGAACAGAUUCAAGGUUAUUCAAAGGAAAUUUAUUUUUUAUAAAACCAAAAACUACAUGUGGAAUAAAUAAAUGAAACACAACCAUACUUCUGUACAAGACAUUUCUAAAGCAGAGUGAAAAAUAAUGGUCCCAAUGAGUACAUUUUUCGCUAAAAGGUUCAAAGAUUGAACUACGAGAAGGCAAUAUUUUGGCGAAAUAUUGUGGCAAAAAAAAAAAAAAAAUCAAGUGUAAUAACAAAAAUGUUAUCGUAUAAA
This is a messenger RNA of Pangasianodon hypophthalmus (striped catfish), 2157 nucleotides long. RefSeq names its product alkB homolog 2, alpha-ketoglutarate dependent dioxygenase (gene alkbh2). Gene Ontology annotation, biological process: DNA repair. Bases 120 to 878 code for a protein of 252 amino acids. The transcript is spliced from 4 exons. Lineage: Eukaryota; Metazoa; Chordata; Actinopteri; Siluriformes; Pangasiidae. The record is from RefSeq and is a predicted model, not a curated record.